Glycine soja is the source of this 336-nucleotide messenger RNA. RefSeq lists its product as uncharacterized. The record is from RefSeq and is a predicted model, not a curated record. The transcript has 2 exons. NCBI's taxonomy places the organism in Eukaryota, Viridiplantae, Streptophyta, Magnoliopsida, Fabales, Fabaceae. The coding region runs from base 1 to 336 and encodes 111 amino acids.
AUGAGCAGCGUGAUAAUUCCAGUUCUAGAGGAGGAAACUUUUUCAAAAGUCAAGGUGAUUGGCAACAACAAUGCCCAUAGCAAAUACAAGAAGAAUGAUUGGGCACACUUGGCACAGGAAGAAGAUGGAUUUGAUUCAGACCAAGUUUUGCUUAUGGUAACCACGAGCAGUAAAGAAGACUAUUCAUCUUGGUAUCUCGACAUUAGAUGCUCGAACCACAUGACAGGCAAUAGAGACUGGCUAGUUGAUUUCAAUCCAAAUGUUACCACUAGUAUGAGGUUUGCAGAUAAUAGCACUAUUCUUGCAGAAGGUAUUAGGAAGGUGAUGAUCACAUGA